AUGCUGCCGAUCGUGCGGGUCAUCUUUGCAAGAUGGUACGGGUUCUACUAUGCUGUCCCGUUCCUCCGAGAGACCAUGGACCGGAUCUCAUCCAGUCUAGCCAGCAAGCUGCGGUUCAACUUUGGGGACCGAAUCCACAAAGACGUCCUAGCAGCAUACAGACCGAGGUUUCUGCUGCGGCUCUAUGAGUUCGAGAACUCGGACGUGUGCAGGCAGAUCCGUGAAGUGAUGAGCGUGCUAGACCUUGAUUACAUCUGCUACCCCUGCCCCAGGGAGCAGGGUCGUUGGAGGUGUGAGGCUCAGCAGAAGGGGGGGAAGUGCGACCUGCCGCUGCUUGUCGACCCGAACACAGACUCCAUUGUGCACACCAGCGACAUCAUCCCUUACCUGUGGGAGACUUACGGGCCACUCUGCGGCGAGUUGGACGUCACUGUGGUGGAAGCCAAAACCUGA
Messenger RNA from Guillardia theta CCMP2712, 453 nucleotides. RefSeq lists its product as hypothetical. NCBI's taxonomy places the organism in Eukaryota, Cryptophyceae, Pyrenomonadales, Geminigeraceae. The record is from RefSeq and is a predicted model, not a curated record. The transcript is spliced from 7 exons. Bases 1 to 453 code for a protein of 150 amino acids.